Molecule: messenger RNA, 1413 nt
Organism: Osmerus eperlanus (European smelt)
Lineage: Eukaryota; Metazoa; Chordata; Actinopteri; Osmeriformes; Osmeridae
Product: natterin-3-like
Exons: 3
Coding region: 17-1225 (402 amino acids)
Source: RefSeq, a predicted model, not a curated record
GGAGGAACCUGUCAAGAUGAGGUUCUCUCUCCACAUCGUGCUGGCCCUGCUGCAGCUGUGCAGCCCAGCCCUCCUCACAGACCCUCUGCUGUACAUCACCCAGAUCAAGGAAGGGAGGGAGGCACCCAGCAAGGCCUGGCUAAACCCACUGCUGGAGGAUGUCGUCCCCUCCUUUGAGUCAAGCAGUCCAGCCAGAGAGGCAGGCCUCCUGGGGAAGGAGACAGACCCCGCGCCCCUGAUCACGUAUGGGGACAACGCCAACCUGAAGUGGGCGCAGUGGGAGGGCUCCCUCCCCAACGGAGCGGUGGGCAUCUACAACGGCUACACGGAACGCACCGAGUACAUCUGCAAAGUCAACUGUGAGUCUGGCUUCUACACCCCCAGCAAAGGGAACGUCUGCCUCUACCCGUACGCAGACAAGGAGUACUCUUCCUCCAAGUUUGAAGUCCUGGUCAACGUAGACAACUUUGAGUUCCUGGAGUGGAUCGAGGAUAAGUACGGGUCCGUCCCGAAAGACUCAGUCAAGACCUGCACUGGGGUGGAAAUCUACGUGGGGAAGAACAAGUACGGCCUGGGUAAGGUGGUGCCAAUGCACGAGGCCUUCUUCCUGCCCUGGGAGGGAGAUGAGUACUGGUACAAGAGCUACCAGGUCCUGGCCAUCAACACCGACGCCUACAACCAGCACAUCUCCCACGUGGAGUACGGCAUCGACCAGAUGGAGCUGUUCCACCACGCUCCCGAGACCAUGCAGAUGGCCAGGGUCACCAACCUGGAGUGCAACAGCGUGGGGAAGACCGUGAAGCUGGAGAAGACCAGCACAGUGGAGAAGACCUGGGACAUCGGCAGGACCACCCGCAACGGCUCCGUGUCGACCAUGAAGGCCAAGAUACCCAUCAUCAGCCCGGGCAACGUGGACAUGUCCAAGGAGCAGACGGUCAGCUUCUCCGAGGGCACCACCAUGGUGGAGUCCAUCAGCCACUCCAUCUCCGUGGAGCUCCUGGUUCCCCCGAACCACUCCUGCGCUGUGAGGAUGGACGGGAGGAAGAUGACCGCGGACAUCCCCUUCACGGGAAGGCUGAGCAGAACGUACCAGAACGGCGACACCCACUGGACCACCAUCACUGGCACCUACGAUGGUGUGAGGGUGGGAGAGAUCAACGCGGUGGUGGAAAGAUGCCAGCCUGUAUCUGAUGCUGUGCCCUGCAGCACUUACGACAUGGACUGAGAUAGAUUUGUACCCCCGAGGUCGAUUCUGAAUUGUAUUUUGCCAGGAAACAUCCCCUCAGAGGGAAUGACCCCUUUCAGUUCUGUUCAUUUCACAGAAACAAUAUGACAAUGUUGUAACUCAGUGUUGACAUUAUGUAACCAGUGUCUACUUUCCAAAUAAUAAAUGUGUUCUUGGUGCAACAUUUA